Ogataea parapolymorpha DL-1 is the source of this 1242-nucleotide messenger RNA. RefSeq lists its product as uncharacterized. The record is from RefSeq and is a predicted model, not a curated record. The transcript has a single exon. NCBI's taxonomy places the organism in Eukaryota, Fungi, Ascomycota, Pichiomycetes, Pichiales, Pichiaceae. The coding region runs from base 1 to 1242 and encodes 413 amino acids.
AUGUCAAGUGCUCGGCUGUCAAGUUUUUGGGUCUCGCGGGGCCCGAAAGCUUUUUACCGUUUUUCCUCAUUCCAGUCGAAGACGUCAGCUGUCACUGAGCCUUUGGGAUAUCCCUAUUUUUGCAAGAAAUUCCGCUCUGAGAUUGAUUUGUUCAAGAAGUAUUGCGCAUCUGAUUCCAAGGGCAAUCUGGACUUGUUCAGGAACUUGCACAGAUACAAUAAGAAUGUGUCAAAUAAAGAACGUCUCUCACUUUUUGUCACCACAUUGAAACGCAACAAGCAGUUUUACGACUACUUGAUGGAACAAUUGAAUCCAUCCAAAACAUCAGAUGAUCCUGUAUCACCUCCAGCGGAAUCAGGGCAGCCAGAAACUAUUGGCUCUCUUCUAACAAAAGUUAAGGAGAUCCCUAAGGCUGAGCCAGAGCAAAGACCUGCAGCUGUAAAGAAGAAGAAACACGAUGCCUCGUUUAAGGAUCUCCUAAGUUCUAUUAACAAGAUCCAGAAAAAAGAAUCCUAUCACCACCAUGAGCUUCCCAGAAUGACAAACUUCACCCCAAUGCCAUCCUAUCGCCCUUUCAUUAUGAGCAUAGAUCAGGCCCCUUCAAAAGCUCCUGCCGAGUUGGAGUCGUUUUUACAAGAGGCAAAGCAUCAAAAUGACAUGACACAGGAACAAUUAUUUAAAAGCGUACAAAAUUACGAGUGGGCUAGGCAGCAAACUUCUAAGGACCCACGUUCUUUUGAGGCUGGCAAUUUCUUUACCCCUGUGCUUGUUCCGAAUACUUUUGUUCCUAGCAGUCUCUUUGCAGGCCAGAACAACUCAACUAUAGACUUGUUCCCUUCCCUCGCGUCAGAAAAAGAGAUGCCCAAGGGAUAUGAGUUUAUGAUAUUGCAUGAAAACGGAAAGACGGAAAAAGUGCGAGAGUAUGAUCCUCACGAUGUGGAACCUCAAAAGCGCAACGUUUCGAAGCUAUUAGCCCAAUUACGGUCACCCGAAGCGUAUAUCAAACAUAUCAAUAAGCUGAUAGCUCAAAAUUGGCAUCUCCUCGAUGGAGAUCUGGAUAAACUGGUAUUCUUCAGGAAGAAAUCCACCAAGUUCUAUCUGUGGGCAAGAAACAGUCUGGCGGUCGUUGGUUUAGGCUUUCUCGUUAUCCUUGGCCUGAGCUAUUUCGUGGAUCCCGACGAGAUUACACAGCUCGCAGACUACAAGGAUGCCAGAAGAAACAAAGACAUAACAAUUACAUGA